Chroicocephalus ridibundus (black-headed gull) is the source of this 6976-nucleotide messenger RNA. RefSeq names its product DNA cross-link repair 1B (gene DCLRE1B). Gene Ontology annotation, molecular function: damaged DNA binding; 5'-3' DNA exonuclease activity. The transcript is spliced from 4 exons. Gene Ontology annotation, biological process: double-strand break repair via nonhomologous end joining; interstrand cross-link repair; telomere maintenance. NCBI's taxonomy places the organism in Eukaryota, Metazoa, Chordata, Aves, Charadriiformes, Laridae. Bases 82 to 1473 code for a protein of 463 amino acids. The record is from RefSeq and is a predicted model, not a curated record.
CCCCGCCCCGCCCCGCCGGAGCGCGCGCGGCUCCGCCCGCCAAUUCGGGCGGGAAGCGGCGGGCGGCGCGGGGUGGCCGCCAUGAACGGGACGGUGCUGCCCGGGACCCCCAUCGCCGUGGACUUCUGGAGCGUGCGGCGGGCGGGCGGCGCCCGGCUCUUCUUCCUGUCGCACCUGCACUCGGACCACACGGCCGGGCUCUCCAGCACCUGGAGCCGCCCGCUCUACUGCUCGCCGCUCACUGCCCGCCUCCUGCACCGCCGCCUCCAGGUGCCGACGCGCUGGAUCCGGCCGCUGGAGGUGGGGCAGAGCCAUGUGGUGGGCGAGGAGGUGACGGUGACGCUGCUCGACUCCAACCACUGCCCCGGCUCCGUCAUGUUCCUCUUUGAGGGCGCCUUCGGCACCAUCCUCUACACAGGGGACUUCCGCUACGCCAGCGCCAUGCAGGGCGAGCCGGCGCUGCGGGGCCGCCACAUCGACCGCCUCUACCUGGACAACACCCACUGCCACCCACACCGGCCGCUGCCCUCACGGCAGCACGCCACACGCCAGGCCGCCCACCUCAUCCGCGCCCACCCGCAGCACCACGUCGUCAUCGGUGUGUACAGCCUGGGGAAGGAGACGCUGCUGGUGGACCUGGCCCUGGAGUUCCGCACCUGGGUGGUGGUGAGCCCCUGGCGCCUGGAGCAGAUGCGGCUGCUGGAGCUGCCUGAUGUCUUCACCACCGAGGAGGGGGCUGGCUGGAUCCGUGCUGUGGAUGUUGCCGAGAUCCGCUCGGAUACCCUUGUCAGCUGGAACAUGCUGCACCCUACGAUUGCCAUCAUCCCUACGGGCAGGCCUGUGAAGGUCACUCACCCCAACAUCCAUCUGAUCCCGUACUCAGAUCACUCAUCCUUUUCGGAGCUGUGCGAGUUUGUGAAGUGGUUGAAGCCUUGCUCGGUCAUUCCAAUCGUGAGGGGCAGCAUGUGCCAGGCUUACUUUCAGAAAUAUCUAAAUUCUGCCCCCCAGGCACUUCCUGACCUCAGAAUGCCAAAGCCAGUGAAAGAGUCUGGACAGCAGCAAAGCAAAAGGAAGGGGCAGGAACCCAUGUGUCUCUUGAAAAGAGUUACCCGCUGUUCUGUGCCCCAAGGAGUUGUUUAUGAGUCCCCAGAGGAACAUACUGAGAACUCUGAAGACUUCAUGGAUGUUAAGGUUCCUCAGCAGAACGACUGCGAGUCAGCCUUCUGCUCAAAAGAAGGUUGCGCUUGUUAUCACACGGGCAAGGAGAAAGGGAAGGCAGAGCUGAGUGGAGAACAGCCAGGAGAGGCAAGAGCAGCCAGCGCUGUUAGCUGGGCACCUCUCUCUGAUGAGCGCUUUCUGACUGGGUUCGCAGAGCAGUAUUUACUCACUCCCUUAAAUGUCCUAAAGCGGAAUUCCUCACAGAAAUUUGACAAGCUGGUAGAAGAUUUCUUUAGGAGAGGAGAAGCAUCCUGAAAAAUCGGCACUUGCCAGCGCCAAUGCAGUUGACAGCAGUGAUGCUAGAGGUCUUAUGACUGCACCCCAUUCUCUGUGCUUUAGUUUCCCAUCAGGAGAGAGGAGCUCAGCUAUGGGGUCUACGUUUGUUACCUCUUAUUAGAGGACAAGGAGGAAACUAUAACCAAUUUGUAGGCAUUAGAUUUUUAUUUUAAUUUAUUUAUUUUUAUAUCUCUACAUCUGCUGGGUCUCCACACUCGGGCAGUACAGUCCCACUGCGUGUGUGCCUUGUAUCUGCUUUUUGCAGUGACUUGCCUGUCUCUUGUGACAGAAGAUAAUGCCAGGUUGAUUCGAGCUGAGCAGCAGAGGGUGUGAGCUGCCUGCAGCUGAAGUGAUUAAUGGGGGUGUAUGUGAUGAAAGAAGCAAGAAGGGGGAAUCUGAGAGCCUCAAAGAUUCUUCUUUAUAUAUGGCUGUAAUUCUUCAUUGACAAUGAGCAGUUCACUCAAGAUGCAUUACAGAUAUUAUAUAUUAAGUUAUAUUUUAAAAAUUACUCUUAAAGAAAGCUAGAAAAUGAAGAGCCUCUAAGUCUAUUAAUCUGUUUUCUGUCUAUUAAUCUAUUUUCUAUCUAUUAAUCUAAUAAUAACUCCAGACAGCGCUGCUUUUGUAUCCAGCCAACUGCAGCUGGACGCAGUUCGGCUCUCCUGAAAGCACCAUCUUAAUGUUAAUUGUCAAUGCUUUUUCAGGUUAGCGGCUGGAAGAAAUAGGAAUUGUCUGGGUUGUUGAGUUCUGGACUUUCCAGAAUGGGUUACUAGAGCCUCUGCAGCCUCUGCACUCAAGUCUGCACGUCUGAAAUCUGCUUGACUGCAAAGCAUUUCUGGUAACUGCCAGUGUUCUGCUGGGCCCACUGCCUUCCCAUCCACUGCCCGUUCUUAUCACGCAAUGGCAAAUGGGAUGGAAGAUAGUGAAACGUCUGCUUAGUGGUGUGAAGUGCUUAGUCUUAGCAGCAUUGUUUGGAAGGAAUGCUAUUUAUUUGCGACACAAAAUGUUUUAUGUGAUGUUGACCAGGAUCAGAGUCUCUUCUGAAUGUAGUGUCCUGCCAGGUCUCUCCAAGACCAGCUAGAUGGAUUGAAUUCCCUGAACCAGGUCAGAAUAGGAAGUGUUUGCUCUUUGAGUAAAGCUAGGGCUCGUGGAAAGCAAAGAUGCCUGUAGAUGCAGCAGCCAUACCUGUUAAAAACAAGGCUGCCCUGAACAGUAAUCAUGAUGACAGCCAGAGUGGGUAUGUUUGGAAAGCUGUUUGGCAAACAGGAGCCCCAACUCCCAACCCUGUGCCUUCCCAGGCACUGCAGCAUUGUCACUGUAAUGUAAGCGGUCCCUCUCACGGGCUGCCUAUGGAUUCUGCCUGCCAACUGCUACGGGGACGUCGGGAGGGAGGGAGCAGUGUUCUGUGAAACACACUUGUAAAGGGGUAGUAAGGGCAGGUCAAGCUUCUUUCUGUGGUCUGAAUGGUCCUGUUUCUUGGAGGUUUAUGUACAGAUUAUUUGCGUAUCAAAACUCAGCUGCAGAGCUUCAUCAUGUCAGUGUGAGCGGAGACACCUGCCUCUUCUGUAACAUCCGAGAACACCAGGGAAAUAAUUGUGCUAUGCUUGUUGUGUUUUGCCUGCUGCUGGCUGCCUUGGAGAUGCAGGCUGUUAUUUAAGUACUGUUGAAGUUUAAGUGACCCAUUUUACAGGCAAGUGAGUGAAGCACUGCCUGAACUCCCAGAUUCCAUGUCCUGCUCUCCCGGGCAGCCUCUCCAUUGCUCAGGAGGAAUGUUUGCCUUCUGAGUCACUGCUCCAUUUAAGUAUGUUGCAAAUGACCACGGAGACCUGAUGCGUUUCACUGCUGAUGUUUUGUGGCAUCCAGCCUUUCCUCUUUUAUUCUUAUCAACCAUUCUUCUCAAUCAUUUAUUCAAGUAAAUGAAGUACAGAACUUCCUGGUGAACCUCUGGGCAAAAUGGAGUUGUAAAUGGUAAUCCUUUGCAGAGGCAACUGAUCUUUAGAUCACCCAAAAAGUGAAAAUUGCAGAGAAUUCAGAAGCUGGGGAUCUGCACCUCAUUUCUGAAUGCUUAGUUAAAACUGCAGAAGAAAUGCUGGCUUCUGUUACUAGAGCUUAAAAGGUAAUUCCUGCCACUUCAGAAAUAAAUUAUCCAAAUGAUAUAGAGCUAAGGAAACCUACAAUCUCUCCAUGGUUUUCAAAGGCAAUAGAAGCAGGAGAGACUUGGCCAACAGCCAGCAUGUUGAAGAUCUUUGCCUCAUCACAGCAGGUGCAUGAGGCAUUUUAGAGGGCCACAGGUUUCCUUCCUUUCUUAGGUGUUACUUUUGUGUGUUAUCGUAAAAUCCUGGAAAAGAAAACAGGGGCUUGUGGGGAAAACUGGCAGUGUGGUCUUGCUGAGCUCUUAAGGUUUCUGAAAAUCCUUCAUUUUCCCCUGGAGUCUCCUGGCAGCAGUAAAUAGCUGGCCUCUUACAGGCCUUGUUCUCCCUCAUGCUUGCCUCCAAAGUUUCCCUCUUUUCCUGCCACCAGCCUGUCUCACAGGGGAGCGUUUGUGCAGCCGAGAGCUGGAGCGUCAUGUACACCAGGGUCUGAACGUGCUGCUUCCAGCUCAGUGGCACAGGGCUCUGCCAACACCGCUACCACAGGUGCCUUCUCCUCACAACAGCGACAGUGAGAAGCUGUAGCCUCCUAUUAGCUUGGCUGCGGGGUAUCUAAGGGCCACAUGCUUGGAAACUCACAGUUAUCCUGUCAGGAAAAAAAAAAUAAAACACGGUGCUCAGACCAAAGCCUCCCAAAUCUAUACAUGCAGAGCAUGCCCGAGCUGCUUAUCUCUGUUCCACAGUUGGGAACCAAGCCCCAGUGGGACGAAACAACUCACCCAAGGCCUUACAGAGCCUACAGAGGAGCUAGGAAGGAGCAGAGUUCCUUUUGGCAAGUUUUUAUCACUGUUUUAACAAGCUGCGAUCAAAUGCUAGCAUGUCAUCAGGGCAGGGCAGGCUUGUUCUGGGAGCAGGGCUGCCUGCUGAGCUCCUUCCGCACAGCUGCCCGUGAAAGUCCAGUUGCCAUACUGUGAAACAGUUACUUGGCUCCACCUUCUCUAAAACAGAGUAGAAAACCGUGAAGGGGUACCCUCUCUAUGCCAUGGAGAGGAGGAAAAGUGCUCUUUAGGUUUAGGUUGCUGCCAAGAGCCUUACUUGUGCGCUCCAUGGAAAAGAAGCGUAUAACGUAACUUCGUAAGGAACACCCUACAGCACUCUGCUCUGUCGCGUUUCCAACUCUGCUUCCCGCACUGCAAGGCUAAAGCACUUAGGGCAGCGUCUCUCUUCUCUGCAGAGCUGCUGUCCGUUUCUGCAGUGCAGGUUCUUACUGUUAUUUUCUGGAUAAAAGGAAUUGUGUAAUGGGGAAAUCUUCAUCACCAAGAAAACUAAUUAAAUGAGUUUACAUAACUUCCUGUAUGGUGUGUUGUAGCUUUGGGCUUAUUCCAAAUUAACCUCAAGCCUAAAAUCUCUUGCUUUGUAUUCUUUUAUGGAACCCUCUGAAAAUGUAGGUGAAUGUGCAGAAAAGGUAGAGCCACCCUGAUAAUCGUGUGAGGGGCCGCCUUCACAUGAGCUGUUGCCUGGCUAUGGGUGUUCUGUGUGCAUUUGCGAUUCCUUCUGCUAAAUUUGGGCUCUUUUGCUAAGGUCGCUACAGUGCCUAAAUUUUCCUUGCUGUCACUUUGUACUUGGCCACAUGCCAGCCUCAGCACAAGCAGCCGUGAGCGUGCAGUAAAUCGUUUGGGACAGGCCUUAUUUGACAACAACCCUCUUGGCCCUGGCUCAGGAAGUCCGGGACUUUGUAAGCAGGUGCCUGGGAAGAUGAGAAUAUUUUCAUUUUCUGUGCGUGCUCCACUCAUGACAGAUGGGCAGGGUGGGGCGCCACCUGGGGCUGCUCCUCUGCUUGCUUUCCAGGCAUUGCAACCAGUAAAUACUGGAGCAUAGGACUUGGGCCAUCUGGGAAGCCACGCUCUUCACUCCAACAGGCAGGAGCUGCAGAAUCGCGUCGGGGAGGAGGAGGAGGAGAGCUCGGGGAGGCGAGUUCCCCCCUUCCCACAGGGGACAAGCUCCACAGUGAGCCCAGGGCGCAGACCAUGUCAGGCUCCCUCGGGUUUCAAGGGGCUGUGAGCCAAGCCCUUGCUGAAGUGUGUUGCAUACUUUCUUGCUUUGGAGUUCACUGUAUGUCUGAAGAAAAUAAGGCCAAGAGAAAUGCAGCCCCGAAGUCCUCCAUGCAGGACUGAGACCUUCCUUUAGCAGACUGCACAGAGGGGUGAGCUGCUGAACAGUGUUCUGCUGCAAGGAAGAAAGUCAAAAAUGUUAUUCCUUGAAUCAAGCACACACACAAAGUUACUUGUAGGAUUUUACACAAAAGAGCAAUACUGUCCCACUCAAACUUCUCUGCUGGCAGCUUGUCUCACUGUCCAUUGGAUGCUUAUUUAGUGCCCCAAAUCAUGGCUGCAGUUAGUUGCCCAGCACUCUCUCAUGGAAAAAAAGUUGCGCUUGAGUUUCUGCAAAGCAGAAAACCUCCUCGGUACAUCCUGAUGUUCCUCCCUCCCUGGGGAUCUGACGGUGGCCCCAAGGAUGGUUUAGAAAGGUACUUGUGUAAUAGCGCGCACUGAGGUGGUGGCCCUGUCAGUACGUGCUCUGGAUCUGCGUGACUCUUCCACCCACCUGAGGUGGAGCACGGUGAAGUCGCGAUGGCCUGGAGGAUGGGGUGGCUCUGCAGGGAGAGCCCAGCCCUCGCAGCAGAGGGGUGCGGGGGGUCCCCGGCAGCACGUCCUUUCCUGUAGCAUCACGGCUUCAGCAUCGCGGUGCCCGUUAACAAACGCUCCAGUUACAGCACUGGGUUUCCAACAGCCUCCAAAAGCCCGAGGUGACGACAUGCGGUGGCUUUUGCUGGGCUGGCGCAGUCUCCAUCUUCCACCUUAUUCGUGUCUCUGCCUGUAAUGGUCUAACUGUAGCAAACAGCAGAUUGCGAGAUCAAGGGAUUUUGAUUAUUUUUGAUUGUACGUUCUUUUUUCCCACUGAUCAUACGGAUGCAAACUACUAGCCUUGGGUCUUUAUGCUCGUUAAAAGGUGCAAGUUCAUGCUCAUUGUGCUGCUGUUCGUGUAGGAAUAAAUAUGAAGCCGUGAAAGUUUCUGAGAUUUUGGUAAGCGUAUUUGUAACCGUUUUAAAGCACGCAGAAGCCCAAAGAACGUCCCCGCAGCACCGCUCUGCCUCUGGAGGAAGCUGAAUUAAAGCACCCUGGACGUGGGGCUCCCGAGCGGGCGAUGCCGCAUCCCUCAGCGCUGUCUGACCGCCGAGCGGGCGGCCCGGCCGCCUUUCCCAGACCCCCCCUUCAGCCCCCGGAGCGCUCCGGCCGUCGCGGCCUCGCCCGCGCUCGCUUAACGGGCACCGGGCGGGCCGCCGGUUGCUGGAGCGGCUCCCGGGUACCGGCACGGGAAGGCCCGCCGCGCCUCUC